This is a messenger RNA of Alternaria conjuncta, 1332 nucleotides long. RefSeq lists its product as uncharacterized. Bases 1 to 1332 code for a protein of 443 amino acids. The transcript is spliced from 2 exons. The record is from RefSeq and is a predicted model, not a curated record. NCBI's taxonomy places the organism in Eukaryota, Fungi, Ascomycota, Dothideomycetes, Pleosporales, Pleosporaceae.
AUGGAUGAGGAUAAAGGCUACGAGUUUGGUGCCUCGCGAGCUUCCCAGCUCUUGCACCAUAUCUAUCUUGCAAUGUUCGAAAAGUUGUAUCAUGCUGAAGCAGAGCGAUCGACCCGCACAGAGUUCUCGUCUGAUGCAGAAAACACCCAUGAAGAGGACACCACUCAUAUGUUACCUGGAGACAUGAAGGAAGCAGUCCCCGACCCGCUAUCUACGUUGCACUAUGUAUAUCUUAGCGAACCCGUUCCUGGCUACCGAGGGCUACUUGGACGAAUGCAGAUGGCACACGUCAAACCUAAACGCCGCCUCCUUGCGUUCCUCUUAGAGACAUGCCCAGAGUUCGACACGGGUCUAGGUUUACUAGACAUGGCUAGGGACAUUCAACACGGCAGGGUAGGCCGAAUGCUCGACGGCAUUCACGACCAGUACACUUCAGGCAAAUCGAUCCCGGGUUUCCUUUUCAAGGCGAUCAUUGACUUCUUGUGUCGCUUUGGAAGCAUCGAUCAGUCAUCUUUUCACAAAGUUGAUUUCCUACCUCCAGAACAGCACGUUCGUCAGCUCAGGUCGAACCGGCAAUACUGUGUCGAAUACGCAUACAUGCUUCUCAAAUACUAUCGACCGAUCUACCGACCAGCCUGGGCUUGCAUGAUAAAGGUGCUGGCGUCUCAGAAAGGGCAUAAGCAUGUUUUAAGUCUUGCUCGGUAUAAGCUCAUUUGUUCCAUUGUUGAAGAUAUGGAAGAGAUUGAUCUUGACGUCGACGAUGAGAUAUUCCGUCUGGUCUGUAUUGCGACUAUGUACGCCGCUCAAGCCGUCGAACGAGGCUCCGCUUCUUUUGACGAUACACGACAUGUUCUUUCCACUGCCUCCUCUCGCCUUCGUACGCUCUUCAACGGCCUAGUCGGUGCUAGUGCAGAUGUGCAGUCGCCUACAGGUGAUCAGACAGCCAACGUCAUUUCGCCACACAUUCCGGGGCCCGCGGAGCUACAUGCCUAUGUACGAGGGCUAGGUAUUCUCCGGGAUUAUGAGGGUCUUUACUCAUUCACCACCUGGUUCACCAAGCAUCAUGCUGAGGUGACGGCGCGUGCAGAAGCUCAGCGCUCAGGCAGGCACCUUCUGUUCAAGACACUCGUGGCGUUGCGCCUAGCUGUCGAUGGAGGAGGAUUCGAACCAGGCAACGAUCACACAUCCGGUGCACCAGAAGACAUAGCACUUCUCAUCAAGACACAGAUCGAGAGUGUUGAACACUGGGGCGGUUGGCCUGCAAAGGAAUAUGUGGACAUGUAUGCCAAGGGCCAUUUAAAGUCCGCACCACCCGUUGUUGGAGGACGCUAG